This is a messenger RNA of Arabis nemorensis, 504 nucleotides long. The record is from the annotation of a GenBank genome assembly. NCBI's taxonomy places the organism in Eukaryota, Viridiplantae, Streptophyta, Magnoliopsida, Brassicales, Brassicaceae.
AUGCACUCUUUUGGUUACAGAGCGAAUGCUCUGCUCACAUUCGCCGUCACGAUUCUUGCGUUUAUUUGCGCGAUUGCUUCCUUCUCCGACAACUUCAGUAACCAAACUCCCUCUGCUCAGAUCCAGAUAUUAAACAUCAAUUGGUUUCAGAAGCAACCCCAUGGAAAUGAUGAGGUCAGCUUGACACUGAACAUAACAGCAGACUUGCAGUCACUAUUUACUUGGAACACAAAGCAGGUAUUUGCUUUUGUAGCAGCAGAGUAUGAAACCUCGAAGAAUUCUCUGAAUCAGGUUUCUCUUUGGGAUGCCAUAAUACCCAAGAAAGAGCAUGCCAAAUUCUGGAUACAAAUCUCAAACAAGUACCGUUUCAUAGACCAGGGACACAACCUCAGAGGGAAAAACUUCAACUUGACAUUGCACUGGCAUGUCAUGCCCAAGACUGGCAAGAUGUUUGCUGACAAAAUAGUUAUGUCUGGUUAUCGUUUACCCAAUGCAUACAGAUGA